This is a messenger RNA of Perkinsus marinus ATCC 50983, 438 nucleotides long. RefSeq lists its product as hypothetical. Lineage: Eukaryota; Perkinsozoa; Perkinsida; Perkinsidae. The annotation marks the transcript as partial. The transcript has a single exon. The record is from RefSeq and is a predicted model, not a curated record.
UUCUUUAUUAAAGCUUGGGAGCGUGUUAUUGGGUUGGCUGGUACUAUUAGUGAGGGUACCAAGUUGGAGCUGCUGCAUCAAAGUAUUAAGGGCUCUGGUAGAAAAAUUGCUGAUGCCUAUGUUAAUGGUGUGAAAACGUCUUAUCCGGGUCUCAAAGAAUACCUUCGGACUACUUAUGAGCUUUCUACCCAGUGUAGACGUGUUAAAGUUUUAAAGCGUUAUAAUGCGUUGAAACUUAAUAGUCAGCCAUCUUUGACCGACUUUAAGAAGUUUCAGGCUCAGUGGAUUCUGGCUUGCCAACAACUCGCAGAGCUUGGCAUUGGUCUGGAGGAUAAUAAGAAGACCUUGGACUUCUUAGAGAAGCUCCCGAUUGAGAUCACCCGAUAUGUUAAUCUGCAAUAUAAGGAGGUCAUAGAGAAGGUUGACAUUGACAGAUGA